Symbiodinium necroappetens is the source of this 303-nucleotide messenger RNA. NCBI's taxonomy places the organism in Eukaryota, Dinophyceae, Suessiales, Symbiodiniaceae. The record is from the annotation of a GenBank genome assembly.
AUGGCCAAUGUGCAGGACUCGACCCUGUGUUCCGAGAAGACAGGCUCACAGGCCGUGAGCAAGCUUCUUCGAGAUGUUGCACAUGACCCAACUGCGACAACUGCCAUACGACCUCAUACGCCAUGGAAGAACAAGGGUCAUCUUCAAGCGUUUGGCAUGAGAAACAGAGGCUGUCGUGUGAACGGGUGUCCCGAAAUGGAUCAGAAGAAAAAGACAAGCACGAACAUGUCACGGGAGGCAGCAAGGUUUAUUACGAGUCGAAGGUCCAGGAGGAGGCUUCAUCAGGAAUACUACCUGGCAUGA